UGGGAUUUCGCUGCUGGGCUCCCUCUCUCUGCGGCCCUAGAGUUAAUCCCAUCAGCCGAGAUGAACCUCUAGUCUUGCUUUGAAAAGAACUAUUUUGUGUAACUCUUGACUGUGAGUAAAUUUCUAAUACACCCGUUGGAACCAUCAGUGGACAGUAGUGCCCUUUGAGAGGCCCUUUACCUGGUCAAAUACUGGGGAUCAGGAAGAGAGGUCUUUUUGGUUUGUUGUUGUUUUUCCCCGUGAUCAUUAUGAGCAUUGGCUUUUCACCCUUGAAGUAAAAAUGUUGAAAGCUGAAUCUUCAGGUGAACGAACCACUCUCAGAAGUGCCUCUCCUCACAGGAAUGCAUACAGAACUGAGUUCCAGGCACUGAAAAGUACUUUUGACAAACCCAAGCCUGAUGGGGAACAGAAAACGAAAGAAGGCGAGGGCUCCCAGCAGAGCAGGGGUAGGAAGUAUGGCUCCAAUGUCAACAGAAUUAAGAACCUGUUCAUGCAGAUGGGUAUGGAACCCAACGAGAAUGCUGCUAUCAUUGCCAAAACGAGGGGGAAAGGUAGGCCCUCAUCCCCUCAGAAGAGGAUGAAGCCCAAAGAAUUUGUGGAGAAAACGGACGGCUCAGUGGUUAAACUGGAGUCCUCUGUCUCUGAACGGAUUAGCAGGUUUGACACAAUGCACGAUGGCCCUUCCUAUGCUAAGUUCACAGAGACUCGAAAGAUGUUUGAGAGAAGUGGGCAUGAGUCAGGGCAGAAUAAUCGCCAUUCCCCAAAGAAAGAGAAAGCGGGAGAGGCCGAGCCACAGGAUGAGUGGGGUGGCUCCAAGUCCAAUAGAGGCAGCAGCGAUUCCUUGGACAGCCUGAGCCCUCGGACAGAGGCUGUCUCUCCAACUGUGAGCCAACUGAGUGCCGUGUUUGAGAACAGUGAGUCUCCAGGUGCCAUCACUCCUGGGAAGGCUGAGAACAGCAACUACUCGGUGACUGGGCAUUACCCCCUGAACUUACCAUCUGUCACCGUGACCAAUCUGGAUACCUUUGGCCGUCUCAAGGAUUCUAAUUCAAGGCCUUCUUCAAACAAACAAGCUACCGACACAGAAGAGCCUGAGAAGAGUGAGGCUGUGCCAGUACCGGAAGUGGCUCAGAAAGGUACCUCUUUAGCUUCAUUGCCUAGUGAAGAGAGACAGCUGAGCACGGAAGCUGAGGACGUCACAGCUCAACCAGACACUCCGGACAGCACUGAUAAAGACAGUCCUGGAGAACCUUCUGCUGAAAGCCAGGCAAUGCCCAAGUCUAAUACCCUCUCCCGACCGAAGGAGCUAUUAGAAGAUGCUGAAGCUAAUGUGGUCGGGGGUGAGGCAGAGCAGCCACAGAGGAGAGACCUGACAGGUGGUGGUGACCUAACCUCCCCCGACGCGUCUGCUUCCAGCUGUGGGAAAGAAGUACCUGAAGACUCGAACAGUUUUGAGGGCUCCCAUGUAUACAUGCAUAGUGACUAUAACGUGUAUCGGGUGAGAUCCAGGUAUAACUCGGACUGGGGAGAGACGGGCACAGAGCAGGAUGAGGGGGACGACAGCGAUGAGAACAAUUACUAUCAGCCCGACAUGGAGUACUCGGAAAUUGUUGGCUUGCCGGAAGAGGAAGAAAUCCCAGCAAAUAGGAAAAUUAAGUUUAGUUGUGCUCCGAUUAAGGUAAGUAUGCCUUUUCAGAUUGUUCCUUAAGUUUCCUUUCAGCAUCGGAGGUCUGAACAGCAGGACAGAUACGUGUACACACACACACACACACACA
This is a messenger RNA of Rattus rattus (black rat), 1775 nucleotides long. Its product is annotated as neurabin-1. The transcript is spliced from 3 exons. Bases 281 to 1708 code for a protein of 475 amino acids. Gene Ontology annotation, biological process: actin filament organization; neuron projection development; calcium-mediated signaling. The record is from RefSeq and is a predicted model, not a curated record. Gene Ontology annotation, molecular function: actin filament binding. Lineage: Eukaryota; Metazoa; Chordata; Mammalia; Rodentia; Muridae. Gene Ontology annotation, cellular component: cytoplasm; actin cytoskeleton; dendrite.